CGUCCUUGGAAAUACUCAUGAUGAAAAUGAAAAAUGAAUUAAGCUGAUUUCCUUUUCCGCUUGUAUUUUUCUAUUUCCGACUCUUUUGUUUACAAGCAUGUGCCAUUGGCAAGCCUUGUCAUCUUCUUUUCUUUAGUUGGUAACGCGAAAUAAUAACAAUGAACAGCUGUUAGUCACAAAUUCAUGAAUUUGUACAUAUUACUUCAAUUACAUGAUUAUCAACUACUUGAUUUUAAAUUUAUAAGAUAAAAUGUUUAAAAGUAUACGAAAAGUAAGUACAAAGCAACUGCUAAAAACAUUUAGGAUCAAUUACAAUGAAAGUUUAAAGUUGACAGCCAGUUGGAACAUUAAUGUCGUAACGAAUUAUAGCACACAAACUGCUUAUCAAAAUAUAUUUGAUAGAAAUGCGAAAAGAUUACAAAAGGAACGUGCAGCACGCAGCCCAGAUGUCGAGCUGUAUGACUACCUGAAAGAAGAAGUCGGUUUCCGCUUGGCCGAUCGCAUUAUAGACAUAAAACGUGAGUUCGCAAAUGCUGCAGACAUUGGCUGUAGUCGUGGUUUUCUAUCCAAACAUAUUAUGGCAGAGAGUGUACAACAUUUAACCUUAUGUGAUACAAGUCCUACAAUGUUAGCACAAGCGCAAGGUACACCAGGUCUUAAAAUGACUAAGCUGGAGGUGGAUGAGGAGAAGCUGGAUUUUGCGGAAAACUCGCUAGAUUUAGUAAUCUCCAGUUUAAGUUUACACUGGGUUAAUGACUUGCCGGGUUGUUUCUCCAAGGUUAUACGUAGCUUAAAACCCGAUGGCGUAUUCAUAGCAUCGCUCUUCGGCGGUGAUACACUAUAUGAGUUACGCUCAUCACUACAAUUGGCGGAAAUCGAACGUAAAGGUGGACUAGCGCCACAUAUUUCGCCAUUCACACAGAUUAGGGAUGUUGGUGCUUUAUUAAAUCGUGCUGGCUUCACUAUGCUCACUAUUGAUACCGAUGAAAUUGUAGUGGGUUUUCCCUCUAUGUUUGAAUUGAUGUGGGAUUUGAAAGGUAUGGCAGAGAAUAAUGCUGCUUUCAAUCGACCAGCGCAUAUAAGUCGAGAGACUUUGUUGGCCGCAAGUGCUAUUUAUAAAGAAUUGUAUGCCAAGGACGAUGGCGUUUCAGCAACUUUUCAAAUAAUUUAUUUUGUUGGCUGGAAACCGGGUCCUAAUCAACCGCAACCCCUGGCGCGUGGUAGUGGUGAUGUAUCGCUAAAAGAUUUGGGUAAAAUUAUCGAAACUGGUGGUACAAAGAAAACGAAAGCUUAGUGGAAAGAAAUGUUAAAAAUACAAAAAACACUUCAUUUCUAGAACUGAAGAAAUCUAUAAUCUGCUUUGAUAUGUAUGUAUAAAGAUAGUUGAUAAUUCUUAUUUAUGUUUUUACA
Messenger RNA from Ceratitis capitata (Mediterranean fruit fly), 1410 nucleotides. RefSeq names its product arginine-hydroxylase NDUFAF5, mitochondrial. Gene Ontology annotation, biological process: mitochondrial respiratory chain complex I assembly. The coding region runs from base 251 to 1294 and encodes 347 amino acids. The transcript is spliced from 5 exons. Gene Ontology annotation, cellular component: mitochondrion. The record is from RefSeq and is a predicted model, not a curated record. Lineage: Eukaryota; Metazoa; Arthropoda; Insecta; Diptera; Tephritidae. Gene Ontology annotation, molecular function: S-adenosylmethionine-dependent methyltransferase activity.